Molecule: messenger RNA, 996 nt
Organism: Closterium sp. NIES-65
Lineage: Eukaryota; Viridiplantae; Streptophyta; Zygnematophyceae; Desmidiales; Closteriaceae
Source: the annotation of a GenBank genome assembly
AUGUAUCACGUCCUUCUCCAUGCGUCUCCCCCCUCUCCAUGCAUCUCCCCCCCCUCCAUGCAUCUCCCCCGUCUCAAUGCAUCUCCCCACUCUCCAUGCAACACCCUCGUCUCCAUGUAUCCCCCCCGUCCCCAUGCAUCUUCCCCUCUCCAUGCAACUUCCCCCUCUCCAUGCAUCUUCCCCCUCUCCAUGUAUUUCCCAACUCUCCAUGCAUCUCUCCCAUCUCCGUGCACCACCCUCCUCUCCGUGCAUCUCCCCCCUCUCCACACAUCUCCCCCCUCUACGUGCAUCUCCCUCCUCUCCAUGCAUCUUCCCCCUCUCCAUGCUCUCCCCCCCCCUCCCUCCCUCUCCAUGCAUCUUUCCCCUCUUCAUUCAUCUCCCCCAUCUCAAUGCAUCUUCCUCCUCUCCAUGCUUCUUCCCCCUCUCUAUGCACCUCCCCCUUCUCCAUGCAUCUCCCCUCUCUCCAUGCAUCUCCCCCAUCUGCACGCACCUCCCAACUCUCCAAGCAUCAUCCCCCUCUAUAUGCAACUCCCCCAUCUCCAUGCACCACCCUCCUCUGUAUGCAUCUUCCCCCUCUCCAUGCAUCUCCCCCCUCUCCAUGCACCCCUCCCCCCCCCCAUCCCUAUGCAUUUUCCACUCUUCAUUCAUCUCCCCCUUCUCAAUGCAUCAUCUCCAUGCAUAAUCCCCAACUCCAACAUUCUAUGCCUUACUGCUUGUCCUUCCUCCGCCAUUCUAUCGUGGUCUGCCCUUGCCAUCAACCUCAACUCCCAGCAGCCCCAAUGGAGCGUGGAUUACAUCCAGGCGCGCAUCCUUGGGGAGGACUUGCGGCGCCCGAGUGUGGAGUGCUCGGAGGAGGGGGCUGGCUAUGGAGUUGGAGGUGGAAAGAGUGGCUCCACGAAGAAGUGGAAGGGCAAGAACAAGGACAACCCUAAGGAUGAUAGUGGCAGGGGCCAAGAGGAGGUGUCCUUCUACUGCAAGAAGCGCGGACAUUGUUAA